Macadamia integrifolia is the source of this 1041-nucleotide messenger RNA. RefSeq names its product cytosolic sulfotransferase 5-like. Gene Ontology annotation, cellular component: cytoplasm. Bases 1 to 1041 code for a protein of 346 amino acids. Gene Ontology annotation, molecular function: sulfotransferase activity. NCBI's taxonomy places the organism in Eukaryota, Viridiplantae, Streptophyta, Magnoliopsida, Proteales, Proteaceae. The transcript has a single exon. The record is from RefSeq and is a predicted model, not a curated record. Gene Ontology annotation, biological process: sulfation.
AUGGCCAAAAACAUUCCUUACAAAGUAUCUUUUGUGCCCAAAAGCAGAGAAGAAGAGGAAGAAGAUGAGAAAAUCUACAACAGAUACAGGGAAAUUGUUGCAACUACACUUCCCACAACAAAAGGUUGGGCAGAUAAACUGAUCUACCAGUACGAAGGCUUCUGGUACUGCCCUGGAAUUGUUGGUGUUGGGCCAUUGGCAGUUCAAGAUCAUUUCAAAGCAUGGCCCAGUGACAUUCUUCUUGCUAGCUUCCCCAAAUGUGGCACAACUUGGCUGAAAUCUCUAGCCUUUGCUGUCAUCAAUCGUGAAACUCAUCCUCCUUCAGCUCAGCAGCAGCACCCUUUGCUCGCAUUCAACUCGCAUGAUCUCGUGCCAAUGCUAGAGAUAAGGCUAUAUAAUGAUAACUUCAAUGGUAACCAAAUUCCUAACCUCGAUAUGCUUCCAUCACCUAGACUGUUUGGCACACACAUGCCUUACACAUCACUACCACAAUCUGUAGCACUUUCAGGCUCCCGCAUUAUUUAUAUUUGUAGGAACACCAAGGAUAACCUAGUGUCUUGGUGGCAUUUUCUCAACAAAAUAAGGACUGAUCUUUCCUUGGAGCCUAUGAAAUUGGAAGAAGUCUUUGAGUUGUUCUGCAAAGGGAUGUCUGCAUCUGGGCCAUUUUGGGGUCAUGUGUUGGGUUAUUGGAAAGAGAGCUUAGAGAGGCCUCAAAAUGUGCUAUUCCUCAAGUAUGACGAGAUGAUGGCUGAACCAGCUCUUCACUUAAAAAGGAUUGCGGAGUUUAUAGGGUGCCCCUUCUCCUCAAUGGAAGAGAAGGAAGGAUUGGUUGAUGAAAUAAUAAAGCUCUGCAGUUUCGAGAAUUUAAGCAAUUUGGCAGUGAAUAAAAAGGGAAGUAGUGAUCAUACUGGUUUUCCUAACAGUGCCUACUUCAGGCAAGGUAAGGUUGGGGAUUCAGCAAAUUACCUCUCACCUGAGAUGAUGGAGGAGCUUGACUGCAUCACAAAGCAAAAAUUGCAUGGUACGGGGUUGACACUCUAA